GUGAGCUGGAAGGGCUGGGCUCUGUUCAACCACCCGGAAACAACACUAUUUGUGGGCGCGGGGGGGGGAAAAACUGCGGUAAGAUUUAUUUUUCGUGAAGUACAACCAUCUGCUGAUAUAAUUUUGUGACAGCUGCUUUUGGACUGAAGAAUGAAGCUCUUGGUGCUUGGGGCCACUGGACAAACUGGCCAGUUUUUAGUGAGACAAGCACUAGAACAGGGCCAUGUGGUGACAGCUGUUGUAAGAACUCCCAGCAAGCUUACCAUUCAACACGAGAACCUGACGGUGGUGAAAGCAAAUAUCUUCUCAGCUGACAGCCUUGUGGAACACUUUAACGAGCAGGAUGUCAUCAUGUCCUGUCUUGGGUUCCCAAUAAGCAUAUUUUCUGAAGUUACAGGAUAUACAGAAUCAAUCAAAGCUAUUAUUCCAGCUAUGCGUGAGGCAAAAGUGACUCGAAUUAUAGCAAUGGCGUCCUGGUAUACUAAAUCUGAAACUUCUCAUCAGGCUUCCAGGACUGUGCGAUGGUUCUUGAUUCCUCUGAUCCGCAACAUACUAAUCAACAUGCAAGAGAUGGAGAAUUAUUUAAACAAUGAAUGCCAGGAUCUAAACUGGACUGUAGUGAGACCACCAGGGCUUCAGAAUGCACCAAAAACAGAUAAAGAAUUAUUAACUCAUGAAGGGUACUUUGUACCUGAUCCAGAUGGAAUUCCCAUUGCAAAUUCAGUGGCUCGAGGAGAUGUUGCUCGCUUUAUGCUUUCACUCCUUAAAGAUGAUCCAUGGAUUAAGAAGGCAGUGGCCAUGACAACAAAAUGAAACGUAAAUUCCUGCAUUGGAGGGAGACUCUUCAUUUUCUUUAUUCCCAAUUUCCUAGCCAAAUUCUGUAAGUGGGUUUAUAUAAACAGAGUAAGUGAAACUACAGGAACAGAAAAGCAAAGAGGUAGAGUAAGGAAGUAAAAUGAAAGUCAUAAAUAACAUAACCUGUAAUAACAUGUUACCAAGCUAGUAGCUGAUAGGAAUCAAAGGAUUAACCCAAGAGAUCAUAACUCUAUUUCUUUCAGCUCUUGUUUAUGUAUGUAAAGCUUUAGUUGCAAAUAAGCUAUAGGAUGUCUUUCGGGUUAACAAUCUAUUGGGAUAGAGAAUGGGAUUAAUCAAUGUAUGUUAUUCAUAAACUAUACUAGAAUUUGAAAAGGCUCUGAUAUAAAACUACCUGAUAAUAUUAUAGGGCAGGAUUUUCCUGUCGGCGAGUGGGGGGCGGGGCCCACUCACUGACGCGUAAAAUGAUGUGUGGUGACAUUGGGUGGAACUCCCAAGUUCACCGCGCCCCAUUUAAAUUUUCAGGAAG
Messenger RNA from Carcharodon carcharias (great white shark), 1342 nucleotides. Its product is annotated as flavin reductase (NADPH)-like. Bases 151 to 813 code for a protein of 220 amino acids. The record is from RefSeq and is a predicted model, not a curated record. NCBI's taxonomy places the organism in Eukaryota, Metazoa, Chordata, Chondrichthyes, Lamniformes, Lamnidae. The transcript is spliced from 5 exons.